AUGAGAUCACAUGUACAUCAAACUGUUUUACCUGUGGUUAUAAAAGCUGAUCACCCAAUUCCAGUUUCAUGUAGCGUUUAUUAUUUCGAGAUAACCGUUAAUGUUAAAAGUCGUUCUGGUUUACUUGCUUUGGGUGUAUGUUCAUCACGUUCAUCUACAAAUGAAUGGCCAGGGAUGGAAUUUACAUCGUAUGGUUACCACAGUAAUAGCGGAACAAUUUAUCAUAAUUCCAAAGAACUACCCAUUUCUGCGCCUAGUUUUGGUGAAUCGGAUAUAAUUGGUUGCGGUGUGAAUUUUGUUAAUAAUUCUGUUUUUUUCACAAAAAAUGGUGUAUUCGUUGGACCAAUAAGUGCUGGUAAAAAGUUGCCACAUCCAGUCUAUCCUUGUAUUGCUUUCGCCUGUCCCAAUUGCCAUGUGAGCGUCAAUUUCGGUCAUCACAAAUUUGCAUACAAUAUUGGUCAGUAUAUUGCUCGUGAACGUGCUGUAGCAAUAAGUACAGCAGUCGAUCGUAAAUGUAAUGAUCAGUUAGCUUAUGUGACAAUGAGAAAGUGA
Schistosoma curassoni is the source of this 552-nucleotide messenger RNA. Lineage: Eukaryota; Metazoa; Platyhelminthes; Trematoda; Strigeidida; Schistosomatidae. The record is from the annotation of a GenBank genome assembly.